AUGCUCUACCACGUCAAGACCAAAGCCAGCGAUGAUGGGUCCGUCGAGCUAAAGAAGAUGCAACUUUCUUCCUACCCGCAAUGCGCGCUUUUCGAACAGACCAUUCUCUCGCGCGAAGAUGCACAUGGGUCAAAAGAGGUUCUUGUGAAGUGGCACGCCCCUGCCCCUGCUGCUGGCCAAAAGGGAGCUGAGGAAGAGCUUGAGCGGGAGCAAGCAGAGAGCGCAAAACUCAAGAGGCUGGAGGCAAAGACGAUCACCGUUGAACUUGACCCGCCGCCGAGGAUCGAGGAGCUGGAGUGCGUGGAGGUGGAUUUGCAUGGGAGUCCGACGACGUGUUACAAGGUUGGGGAGGAGUAUGAUCGGUGGUUUUCGGAGCGGUUCGGCUUGAACUCGAGGCGUCAGUCCGGCCAGUCGACGCCCCAACUGCAGCAGCAACCACAGCAGUCAGGAGGUGUAGGAGGGGGGUGGCUAUCUACCCUAACAAGUAUAGUAUCCUGGUUCCCUACCGUCCCGAUUUCGGUUCCCGGGUUCAUCGCCAUCCAAGGAGAACGCGAAGAGGAGGAGGGUCAAGAACAACAACAACCGAACAAGCCAUGGAUCACAUUCACCGACGUUGCCCCCCUGCUCAUCACCUCGGAAUCUUCCCUAUCCAACCUCUCUGCCCGCCUGGUCCCCGAGUCUCCCAAAGAAUCCACUGAAUCAACAACGCACCCCCAACAUAAAGUCCCAAUGUACAAAAUGCGCCCGAACCUCGUCGUGGACGACCAAGGCGAAGAAGCCUGGGCGGAGGAUUACUGGGGCGAACUUGUUGUUACUUCUACUUCCACUUCCAGGUCAAGCACAAGGUCAACUUCCAACACAUGCACCGCACCAACAACCACCAACAAGAAAGCGAAGAAGAGAAAAACAAAACUCCACUUGACGGGCAACUGCGCCCGCUGCACCAGUCUCAACGUCGACUACGACACGGGCAAGCCGGCUAAGGGGGAGAUGGGUACUAGUGGAUCCGGGAUGAAGUGGAGUCCUGUGUUUGGGCGGUAUGCGUUUGUGGGGGAGAGUGUUUAUGUUGUUGAGGAGGAGCGUGAGGACCACGAGGAGGAGAAGGAGGAGGAGGAGCGCGAAGUGUGGAUUAGUGUGGGUGAUGAGGUGCAGGUGACGAGGAGGAAUGAGGAGAGGACGGUUAUGGAUUGGCCGUUUUGA
Molecule: messenger RNA, 1200 nt
Organism: Neurospora tetrasperma FGSC 2508
Lineage: Eukaryota; Fungi; Ascomycota; Sordariomycetes; Sordariales; Sordariaceae
Exons: 3
Coding region: 1-1200 (399 amino acids)
Molecular function (GO): molybdenum ion binding; pyridoxal phosphate binding; catalytic activity
Source: RefSeq, a predicted model, not a curated record